ACACAGCACAGACGGGGCCUGGGGUGAAAAGUCAUAAAAAUGGCGCUGGCCGUGCGUCUUUUGCCCCGCUUUCUGCUCUCUCCGCCUCUGCCCAGCGGGGCCGCUCGACCCCUGACUCCCGGUGUAGCCGAGGUGGGGCCGCGGUUGGCUGGACUCUGCUGCUUCUGCCGCCGCCGCCUCGGCUCCGGAGCGGCCCCAUUUCCUCGCGUCACUUGGGCGUCGGCGCUGCUCGCUCGCGGCCCUCCGCGGCCCCUGCUCAGCCCUCCGGCACCCCGCGCCGCCCUCUCGGUCUUCCCUGUCUACCCUCGGCGCCGCUACAGCGCGGAGGAGCAGCCCCAGCCGCGCCAGAAAACCAAGAUGAUCAUUCUGGGCUUCUCCAACCCCAUCAACUGGGUUCGGACUCGAAUUUACGCCUUCCUAAUCUGGGCCUAUUUCGACCAAGAGUUCAGCAUCGCAGAGUUCUCGGAGGGAGCGAAGCAGGCUUUUGCUCAUGUGUCCAAGUUACUGUCACAGUGUAAAUUUGAUCUGUUGGAAGAACUUGUGGCCAAAGAGGUGCUCCAUGUAUUGAAGGAAAAGGUCACUUCACUACCUGACAACCAUAAAAAUGCCCUUGCUGCUGACAUAGAUGAAAUUGUAUACACAUCAACAGGAGACAUCUCCAUUUACUACGACGAGAAAGGAAGGAAGUUUGUUAACAUCCUGAUGUGCUUUUGGUAUCUAACCAGUGCCAACAUCCCCAGUGAAACUUUAAGUGGAGCCAGUGUGUUCCAGGUUAAGUUGGGGGAUCAGAACGUGGAAACUAAACAGCUUCUUAGUGCAAGCUAUGAAUUUCAGAGGGAGUUUACACAAGGAGUAAAGCCUGACUGGACCAUUGCACGGAUUGAACACUCAAAGUUACUAGAAUGAUCUUUCUUGGAAAAACCAGCUUACUGGACUUCUGGCAAUUACUAUGAAAAAUUAAGGAAAGAAAUUUUGGAUGAGUUGAUCUUCACUUAGUCAAGACUGUGGCUGACUUUUGUAUUAUUUUGAAAUAUUUCUUGUAGUAUAUCGGCAUGAUACAAUAGAGCAUUUUCCACAGAUGCCACGUUCUAUAAAAGAGAUCAAAGUAAAAAAUGUAUAACAGCC
Neogale vison (American mink) is the source of this 1125-nucleotide messenger RNA. It is a transcript of the gene MAIP1, whose product is annotated as matrix AAA peptidase interacting protein 1. NCBI's taxonomy places the organism in Eukaryota, Metazoa, Chordata, Mammalia, Carnivora, Mustelidae. The transcript is spliced from 5 exons. The coding region runs from base 40 to 906 and encodes 288 amino acids. Gene Ontology annotation, molecular function: ribosome binding. The record is from RefSeq and is a predicted model, not a curated record. Gene Ontology annotation, cellular component: mitochondrial inner membrane. Gene Ontology annotation, biological process: inner mitochondrial membrane organization; protein insertion into mitochondrial inner membrane from matrix.